This is a messenger RNA of Coregonus sp. 'balchen', 10058 nucleotides long. The record is from the annotation of a GenBank genome assembly. Lineage: Eukaryota; Metazoa; Chordata; Actinopteri; Salmoniformes; Salmonidae.
CAACAAACGAUAUCAACAAUAGGGGAGUGUCAACACUUCGUUGUUACAGAUUUUCCAAUGGAUUAACCGAUAUUUGAUAAUUAAUUAAUGUUAGUCACUCGUGUACCUUCUGAAACUAUGAGUGCGUUCUGUUGAUUCUACGCUAGUUUAGCUUGUGACGAAACUUUUAAAAUGAGGUCCGAUUCUCCUCUCUCCAGCGUCAACGUAGUGCUUGUUAUGGCCUACGGAAGUCUGGUAAGUAUUUUAUAUGAAUGUGAUCUCGUGUUUUUCCUUUACAGAAAUAAUGCUUGGCAAAACUAUCUGUUGCGUUUCUCAGGACUCCUGUGUAAUGGAAUUAGCUAGCUAGCUAUGGAGACAAGCAAGCACAGCACAAGUGUCAAACUUUGUGUAACAAAAAACAGGUUAUAGGACAGAGUCAACGAAGACGUUAACUGGGUACUUAUAUGGAAAGCACACAACACAGUAAAAUAUAUUAAAUGGAUAUUUCACCCAAAUUACACUGCGUCAUUGAGUUUUGGUACACCAGAAGUACACUGCUCAAAAAAAUAAAGGGAACACUAAAAUAACACAACAGUGGUAGGCCUGAUCACCGACAACGAUGAGACAGCCUAUAGGGAGGAGGUCAGAGAUCUGGCCGUGUGGUGCCAGGGUAACAACCUUUCCCUCAACGUGACCAAGACAAAGGAGAUGAUUGUGGACUACAGGGAAAAAAAAGAGAACUGAGCACGCCCCCAUUCUCAUCGACAGGGCUGUAGUGGAACAGGUUGAGAGCUUCAAGUUCCUUGGUGUCCACAUCACCAACGAACUAUCAUGAAACCAAACACACCAAGACAGUCGUGAAGAGGGCACGACAAAGCCUAUUCCCCCUCAGGAGACUGAAAAGAUUCGGCAUGUGUCCUCAGAUCCUCAAUUUUUUUUUACAGCUGCACCAUCGAGAGCAUCCUGACUGGUUGCAUCACCGCCUGAUAUGGCAACUGCUUGGCCUCCGACCGCAAGGCACUACAGAGGGUAGUGCGUACGGCCCAGUACAUCACUGGGGCCAAGCUUCCUGCCAUCCAGGACCUCUAUACCAGGCAGUGUCAGAGGAAGGCCCUCAAAAUUGUCAAAGACUCCAGCCACCCUAGUCAUAGACUGUUCUCUCUGCUACCGCACGGCAAGCGGUACCGGAGUGCCAAGUCUAGGCCCACCCCAUCUUUUUACGCUGCUGCUACUCUGUUAAUUAUUUAUGCAUAGUCACUUUAACUCUACCCACAUGUACAUAUUACUUCAACUACCUCAACUAGCCGGUGCCCCCGCACAUUGACUCUGCACCGGUACCCCCCUGUAUAUAUAGCCUCCCUACUGUUAUUUUAUUUUACUUAUGCUCUUUUUUUCUCAACACUUUUUUGUUGUUGUUUUAUUUUACUUUUUUAUUAAAAAUAAAUGCACUGUUGGUUAAGGGCUGUAAGUAAGUAUUUCACUGUAAUGUCUGCACCUGUUGUAUUCGGCGCAUGUGGCCAAUACAAUUUGAUUUGAUUUGAUUUGAGAUCUGAAUGAAUGAAAUAAUCUUAUUAAAUACUUUUUUCUUUACAUAGUUGAAUGUGCUGACAACAAAAUCACACAAAAAUUAUCAAUGGAAAUCAAAUGUAUCAACCCAUGGAGGUCUGGAUUUGGAGUCACCCUCAAAAUUAAAGUGGAAAACCACACUACAGGCUGAUCCAACUUUGAUGUAAUGUCCUUAAAACAAGUCAAAAUGAGGCUCAGUAGUGUGUGUGGCCUCCACGUGCCUGUAUGACCUCCCUACAACGCCUGGGCAUGCUCCUGAUGAGGUGGCGGAUGGUCUCCUGAGGGAUCUCCUCCCAGACCUGGACUAAAGCAUCCGCCAACUCCUGGACAGUCUGUGGUGCAACGUGGCGUUGGUGGAUGGAGCGAGACAUGAUGUCCCAGAUCAAUUGGAUUCAGGUCUGGGGAACGGGCGGGCCAGUCCAUAGCAUCAAUGCCUUCCUCUUGCAGGAACUGCUGACACACUCCAGCCACAUGAGGUCUAGCAUUGUCUUGCAUUAGGAGGAACCCAGGGCCAACCGCACCAGCAUAUGGUCUCACAAGGGGUCUGAGGAUCUCAUCUCGGUACCUGAUGGCAGUCAGGCUACCUCUGGCGAGCACAUGGAGGGCUGUGCGGCCCCCCAAAGAAAUGCCACCCCACACCAUGACUGACCCACCGCCAAACCGGUCAUGCUGGAGGAUGUUGCAGGCAGCAGAACGUUCUCCACGGCGUCUCUAGACUCUGUGAACCUGCUUUCAUCUGUGAAGAGCACAGGGCGCCAGUGGCGAAUUUGCCAAUAUUGGUGUUCUCUGGCAAAUGCCAAACGUCCUGCAUGGUGUUGGGCUGUAAGCACAACCCCCACCUGUGGACGUCGGGCCCUCAUACCACCCUCAUGGAGUCGGUUUCUGACCGUUUGAGCAGACACAUGCACAUUGGUGGCCUGCUGGAGGUCAUUUUGCAGGGCUCUGGCAGUGCUCCUCCUGCUCCUCCUUGGACAAAGGCGGAGGUAGCGGUCCUGCUGCUGGUUUGUUGCCCUCCUACGGCCUCCUCCACGUCUCCUGAUGUACUGGCCUGUCUCCUGGUAGCGCCUCCAUGCUCUGGACACUACGCUGACAGACACAGCAAACCUUCUUGCCACAGCUCACAUUGAUGUGCCAUCCUGGAUGAGCUGCACUACCUGAGCCACUUGUGUGGGUUGUAGACUCCGUCUCAUGCUACCACUAGAGUGAAAGCACCGGCAGCAUUCAAAAGUGACCAAAACAUCAGCCAGGAAGCAUAGGAACUGAGAAGUGGUCUGUGGUCACCACCUGCAAAACCAGUCCUUUAUUGGGGGUGUCUUGCUAAUUGCCUAUAAUUUCCACCUGUUGUCUAUUCCAUUUGCACAACAGCAUGUGAAAUGUAUUGUCAAUCAGUGUUGCUUCCUAAGUGGACAGUUUGAUUUCACAGAAGUGUGAUUGACUUGGAGUUACAUUGUGUUGUUUAAGUGUUCCCUUUAUUUUUUUGAGCAGUGUACAUUCAUUUCCAAUGGAACGCUGCGUUUGCCUUGCAGCAUUGCGUUGCGGAGGCAGUUGCAGUGCGGUGCAGACAUUGGAUUUAUCGAACGUAUGCGUAAACGGGUUGACAGAAAUGGUAGCAGAAGGUGAAUGUUGAACUUUUGCAUUGCUGCAAGGCAAACGCAGCGUUCUAUUGGAAAUGAAUGUACUUCUGGUGUACCAAACCGCAAUGACACAGUCGGUGUGUUCAAAGCGUAUGGACAAGGUAUGACAGCAAUCCAUGCUUAGGUUUUAUUUCCCUUGUUUUGGUUUUGUUUCCAAAUGCUAACCUUUUAGCAUUUGUGGCACAAAUCCCAUUCAACGUGGUCCUCUGUAGCUCAGCUGGUAGAACGGCACUUGUUGGUACAACGGCACUUGUAACGCCAAGGUAGUGGGUUCGAUCCCCGGGACCACCCAUACACAAAAAUGUAUGCACGCAUGACUGUAAGUCGCUUUGGAUAAAAGCGUCUGCUAAAUGGCAUAUUAUUAUUAUUAUUAUUAAGUCAUGGGACCGAUGUUAUCAUUUUUCGCUCAUCACGUCCAAAUCAUCCGACAGUAUCUAAAAUUGAUUCUGAAGCUCAUCAAAAUCACUUAUAGAUGAUUUGAACAUGCUAAAUGGGAUUUGUGCCACAAAUGCAUUUGGAAACAGUGCGGUCAUACCUUGUCCAUAGACCGCUUACAAGGUAAGCAAACCAAAAUGUCAUUUUGUAAUUUGGGUGAACUAUCCCUUUAACUAAGAAUGUAUCUCUUGUGGACAGGGUUUACGUGAUAUUUUAGGUUCUGGGUUGCCGAGAUUAACAAACAAUAGGUUAGUACAAACGGGUAGGGCUGGCAGGAUUCGAAUGCCACGAAAGGUAGUAUACAAGUCCAGCAGUGGAGGCUGCUGGGGGGUGGACGGCUCAUAUUAAUGGCCGGAUUGGAGUGAAUGGUAUCUAGCACAUGUUAUUUUUUGUUUUCAUGUGUUUGAUAUCAUUCCAUUAAUUCCAUUUCACCCAUUACACUCUAUUCCAACCAUUAUUAUGAGCUGAACUCCUCUCAGCAGCCUCCACGGCUACCAAACCCAAGUUGUACUCAGUCAGGAUACUUACAAUAAACUUACAAUUAACAUCACAGAGACUGAAUAGAAUAUUGGUAAAAUGUGAAUGAAGGUCGUUUCAUACUGCUAGGUCUGGUGUGGGACUUGGAGACAGCAGCAGCUCUGUCCCUGGAUUUCCCUCUAAUCAUUACUUCAAACAGUUGCAAAACGUUUUGUUUUGCAACGAAAACUAGCGUUUCUAUUGGACAGAUUCAAGUAGGUCCCUCCCCGUUUGGUUCCUGUAGUAAACAGUUUCCAUUGCUAAACGUUUUGCAACAGAAUCCAACUAAUGAAUACCCCCAAGUGGAAGUGCAUUCUCCAGAGUCAUACCUGCAACCAAUCAUAAACACACAAACAAUUAAUUCAAACGGACCAAUAAGAAGACAGUUACAAAUCACAUGAUUACCGUAAUUUACUUUAUAGAGGCACCUCCACCCUGUUACAGGACAGGCAAGAUAUUUCAAUGUAUACUGAACAAAAAUGUAAACGCGAAGUGUUCAUAUAAGGAAAUCAGUCAAUUUAAAUUAAUUCAAUAGGACCUAAUCUAUGGAUUUCACAUGACUGGUAAUACAGAUAUGCAUCUGUUGGUCACAAAUACCUUUAAAAAAAGUUAGGGGCGUGGAUCAGAAAACCAGUCAGUAUCUGGUGUGACCACCAUUUGCCUCAUGCAGCGCAACACUUCUCCUUCGCAUAGAGUGGAUAAGGCUGUUGAUUGUGGCCUGUGGAAUGUUGUCCCACUUCUCUUCAAUGGCUGUACGAAGUUGCAGGAUAUUGGAGGGAACUGAAACACGCUGUCGUACACGUCGAUCCAGAGCAUCCAAACAUGCUCAAUGGGUGACCUGUCUGGUGAGUAUGCAGGCCAUUUUCAGCUUUCAGGAAUUGUGUACAGAUCCUUGCGACAUGGGGCUGUGUAUUAUCAUGCUGAAACAUGAGGUGAUGGCGGCGGAUGAAUGACACGACAAUGGGCCUCAGGAUCUCUUCACGGUAUCUCUGUGCAUUCAAAUUGCCAUCGACAAAAUGCAAUUGUGUUCAUUGUCCGUAGCUUAUGCCUGCCCGUACCAUAACCCCACUGCCACCAUGGGGCACUCUAUUCACAACGUUGACAUCAGCAAACUGCUCGCCCACACGACGCCAUAAACGUGGUCUGCUGUUGUGAGGCCGGUUGGACUUAUUGCCAAACUCUCUAAAACAACAUGUCUUAUGGUAGAGAAAUUAACAUUCAAUUCUCUGGCAACAGCUCUGGUGGAUAUUGCUGCAGUCAGCAUGCCAAUUGCACACUCCCUCAAAACAUGAGACAUCUGUGGCAUUGUGUAUUGUGACAAAACGGCACAUUUUAGAGUGGCCUUUUAUUGUCCCCAGCACAAGGUGCACCUGUGUAAUGAUCAUGUUGUUUAAUCAGCUUCUUGAUAUGCCACACCUGUCAGGUAAAUGGAUUAUCUUGGCAAAGGAGAAAUGUUCACUAACAGGGAUGUAAACAAAGUUGUACACACAAUUUGCGAGAAAUAAUAUUUUUGGGAUCUUUUAUUUCAGCUCAUGAAACAUGGGACCAACACUUUACAUGUUGCGUUUAUAAAAAAAUGUCUUCUGUAUACCCCCCCUACCUUGUCACAACACAACUGAUUGGCUCAAACGCAUUAAGAAGGAAAGAAAUUCCACAAAUUACUUUUAAGAAGGCACACCUGUUAAUUGAAAUGCAUUCCAGGUGACUACCUCAUGAAGAUGGUUGAGAGAAUGUCAAGAGUGUGCAAAGCUGUCAUCAAGGCAAAUGGUGGCUAUUUGAAGUAUCUCAAAUAAAAAAUAUAUUUUGAUUUGUUUAACACUUUUUUGGUUACUACAUGAUUCCAUAUGUGUUAUUUCAUAGUUUUGAUGUCUUCACUAUUAUUCUACAAUGUAAAAAUAAGGAAAAACCCUUGCAUGAGUAGGCGUCCAAACUUUUGACUGGUACUGUAUAUCUUGCCAUGUCAAAUUCUAUAUUGUGUCCUCCCUUCUAGGACAUACUCCUCUGGAUAGGUUGAUGUCUCUUCUAGGACAUACUCCUCUGGAUAGGUUGAUGUCUCUUCUAGGACAUACUCCUCUGGAUAGGUUGAUGUCUCUUCUAGGACAUACUCCUCUGGAUAGGUUGAUGUCUCUUCUAGGACAUACUCCUCUGGAUAGGUGGAUGUGUCUAAUGUACAGUGUUCUGUGUCUCCAGGUGUUUGUGCUGCUGUUCAUCUUUGUGAAGAGGCAGAUCAUGCGCUUCGCCAUGAAGUCUCGUAGAGGACCACAUGUACCCCUGGGCCACAACGCUCCAAAGGUAAGAGAGGGAGAGACACACACACACACACACUCAGUCUCUGACAUUUCUAUACAUGUGAUUGCUUUCUCUACUUCCUGUGUCCUUUAGGAGCUGAGACAGGAGAUAGACUCUCAUCUGUCCAAGGUUCAGGAGAUCCGGUUUGAGCCACGCCUGCUGUCUGAACAUGACGACCGACUACAGAAUGGCGGUGAGAGAACCCCACACACACACACACACACACAUACAGUGCCUUCGGGAAGUAUUCAGACCCCUUGACUUUGUCCACAUUUUGUUACAUUACAGCCUUAUUCUAAAAUUGAUUAAAUAAAACAAUUUCCUCAGCAAUCUACACACAAUAUCCUGUAAUGAAAAAGCGAAAACAGGUUUUUAGAAUUUUUUGCAAAUUGAUUAAAUCCCAAAAACCUUAUUUACAUAAGUAUUCAGACCCUUUGCUAUGAGACUCUAAAUUGAGCUCAGGUGCAUCCUGUUUCCAUUGAUCCAUCCUUGAGAUGUUUCUACAACUUGAUUGGAGUCCACCUGUGGUAAAUUCAAUUGAUUGGACAUGAUUUGGAAAGGCACACACCUGUCUAUAUAAGGUCCCACAGUUGACAGUGCAUCUCAGAGGUCAAAGGAAUUGUCUGUGGACCCAUGAGACAGGAUUGUGUCAAGGCACAGAUCUAGGUAAGGGUACCAAAUCCUUUCUGCAGCAUUGAAGGUCCUCAAGAACACAGUAGCCUCCAUCAUUCUUAAAUGGAGGAUGUUUGGAACCACCAAGACUCUUCCUAGAACUGGCCGCCUGGCCAAACUGAGCAAUCGGGGGAGAAGGCCCUUGGUCAGGGAGGUGACCAAGAACCCGAUGGUCACUCUGACAGAGAUCUAGAGUUCCUCUGUGGAGAUGGGAGAACCUUCCAGAAAGACAACUAUCUCUGCAGCACUCCACCAAUUAGGCUUUAAUGGUAGAGUGGCCAGAUGGAAGCCAAAAGGCACAUGACAGCCCGCUUGGAGUUAGUCAAAAGGCACCUAAAGACUCUCAGACCAUGAGAAACAAGAUUCUCUGGUCUGAUGAAACCAAGAUUCAACUCUUUGGCCUGAAUGCCAAGCGUCACAUCUGGAGGAAACCUGGCACCAUCCCUACAGUGAAGCAUGGUGGUGGCAGCAUCAUGCUGUGGGGAUGUUUUUCAGCGGCAGGGACUGGGAGACUAGUCAGGAUCGAGGCAAAGAUGAACGGAGCAAAGUACAGAGAGAUCCUUGAUGAAAACCUGCUCCAGAGCACUCAGGGCCUCAGACAGGGUCGAAGGUUCACCUUCCAACAGGACAACGACCCUAAGCACACAGCCAAGACAAUGCAGGAGUGGCUUUGGGACAAGUCUCUGAAUGUCCUUGAGUAGCCCAGCCAGAGCCCGGACUUGAACCCGAUCGAACAUCUCUAGAGAGACCUGAAAAUAGCUGUGCAGCAAUGCUCCCCAUCCAACCUGACAGAGUUUGAGAGGAUCUGCAGAGAAGAAUGGGAGAAACUCCCCAAAUACAGGUGUGCCAAACUUGUAGCGUUAUACCCAAGAAGACUAGAGGCUGUAAUCGAUGCCAAAGGUGCUUCAACAAAGUACUGAGUAAAGGGUCAGAGUACUUAUGUAAAUGUGAUAUUUCCGUUUUUAAAAAAUAUAGACAUUAGCAUAAAUGUCAUAAAACAGUUUUUGCUUUGUCAUAAUGGGGUAUUAUGUGUAGAUUGUGUAAUCAAUUUAGAAUAAGGCUGUAACCUAACAAAAUGUGGAAAAGUCAAGGGGUGUGUAUACUUUCUGAAGGCACAUACACAUACAUCUACACACACACACACACACACAUCAUGUAGAUGUCUUUUCUACUCAUUCUACAGCUACAGUAGCCCUCUGUGAACUAAAAAAUAUGACCUAUGUGUGUGUUUUGCAGGUUGCUAUGACUACCUGUACAGAAUGAGGGCACUAGAUGCCAUAAGAGACUCUGGUAAGUCCUCUCCUGCUGUUUCACCCUGGCCUGUACAUCUCACUGUCAUCAUCCUAGUCCAGCAGCACCCCCUGCUGGGGCAUUUUGUAGUAACUACAGUAUACUUAAGCAAUAAAGCACGAAGGGGUGUGUGGUAUAUGGCCAAUAUACCACGUCUAAGGACUGUUCUUAUGCACCACGCAAUGCAGAGUGCCUGGAUACAGCCCUUAGCCAUGGUAUAUUGGCAAUAUACCACAAACCCCUGAGGUGCCUUAUUGCUAUUAUAAACUGGUUACCAAUGUAAUUAGAGCAGUAAAAAUCAAUGUUUUGCCAUACCAGUGGUAUACCCCGGCUUUCAGCCAAUCAGUACGUAGGGCUCGAACCACCCAGUUUAUAAUGUUGCACAUCCUCUUCACAUACUGUACUAUCUUCUGAAUCAGUGACCUUUGACCUCUUGAUCCAUAACUCCAAUUUGAUCAUAAUACAUCUUGUCAUCUCGUCUGUCAGAUAUUCCGUUCAGUGAGUUGGGAGGGACUCCCACAGCUGUGACAGGGAGGAGAUUCCGGGCCUGGCUCCUAGAUCUGAGGAAUUCCCAUUCCCUGUUCCGCAGCAGCCACAGUUCCCUCAUAGACACACUGCUGGAGGGCUACCACAACGCUCGCCACGGCACCGGGGUCAGUGCGUUUGUGUGUGUGUCUCUUUAUUUUACCUGAGGGAGAGAAAGAUGUGUGUCUCCACAUGACAGUGUGUCUUCCCCUUACUGAGGGGUCUACAGCGUGUGACUCCUGUCUGUCUCUCUGUGUCUGAAGGUGUUUGGAAAAGCAGAGUUUGUCAAAUACAAGGAAGCCCUGAACGAACUGGCCUCUGUGUGAGUACAGACACACUGCCAUUUAUCUAAGCACUACUCAUGUGUUAUAAUGAAGGUUUUUCAACUUUGACUCAAGUAGUUAUUCCUCUCUCCCCAGUGUGAAGAGCCAGUCCAGCUCCAUCAGUCUGGACCAGCAUCACCAGUUGGCAGCUAAAGACCUGACCAGUACCCCAGAGCCUCCCCCCUCCUCUCCCCCCUCCCAGGUCACAUACCUGCCGUCAGCUGGGCAACGCACCAAACGACCAAAACACUUCCUGGAACUCAAGAACUUUAAAGACAAAUACAACACCUUGGAGAGCACAUUCUGAGAACUACAAUCUUCUAUGGCACAACAUGAGAAACUACAACUCCCUACAGCCCCGAGAACUACAACUCCCUAGAAAAAACCUGGAGAACUACAACAACUUCUCUGCUACCACUUUAAAUCUGUUUUGUUGCGAGUACUGGACUCACUUUUCCUUCUCUAUUUCCAAAGUAGAUAGGUAGAGAUACUGGAGGUAGAGAUAGUGGAGGUGACAGAUCUAUCAUGCAUCGCACAGAAUAUAUAGUGCACUAUAUUGAAGCUUAUUUCAUAUUAAACAUCGUUGUGAACUGUUGCACAGACUUUGCAGGUAGAUAAUCAUGUAGGGUUGCAGGUUGGGCUAUGCAAAAAGAGAAGAGACCAGACAAGCUACAUGCAGUUUCUAUGCAGAAUGCAUGAAUGCAGGGUUUCCCAAACUCGGUCCUGGGGACCCGAAGGGGGGCACGUUUUGGUUUUAGCCCUAGCACUACACAGUUGACUCAAAUAAUCAACUAAUCAUCAAGCUUUGAUUAUUUGAAUCAGCUGUGUA